UCGUGAGCAAAAGAGACAUUGGCAGUACCCCAUGAACCACCAGGUCGUUCUAAUGAUGAUCCGUCUCAAUCAUCCGUAAGCUCUUCAAUUCGACUACCACUGCCACUCCUACCACUAUUCGCCCCCCAAAAGGAAUUCAACCACCCCAAUUGCGCUCUACGUGCACCCGACUCAACCCUUCCACUCGCGAAAAAAUCACGGGAAAGUGCCGCCAAGUCCCGUGAACCCGCGCAGUCUCACUCUGAACUGCAUUAAACGCAGCAUCAUACGAAUCGAAUUCAUCUCUGAUCAAUCGACGAUGGUUGGGACCGAUACGAGCAUACGUGCUGGCGUAAACAUCCCCAUUGCCACCGAAAGUGAGAGUGUGUUGGCCACCGGAGAAGUGUGCACGAUGGGAAUUGGGACGGUAGGGCAUGAUUGCCGCGCGUCCUGAUCUCUCGACCACGGCAUAUGUAGAAUUGGCUCGUCGGAUUUGAGCGUCGCUGAUAUGCGCUCGGGAGAGAGCUAAGGCGACUUCGUCUUUGAGUCGGUCGGUUACGGAGAUACCGUAUCUGCGGGCGGCACGUCGAAGUUCGCUGUCGAGGAACUUGUUGCAAAGAUCUUUUUUACGGGAGAGGGGAGCCAUAUUGAAUUUGGGUGCUGGAGAGUUGAGGUGGCGAAGAAAAGCGAUGGGUUAUUUAUACUCCGUGGGUGCCUACAUCGGGGCUGGCUGCAAGCAUAGAUUUGUUUUCCUUUUUUCAUUUAGAUAUCCCACCCACUAGUAGUUGCUUGUGUGACGCGUCCGAAGGUCCAAGAUAUCUUGGAUAUCCGAAGAUAUCCUGUCGAUGAAAAUCAGCGACAGCGAUUCAGCAUAGUAGCACUAAUUCAAUUUUUUUUAUCAUUUCAUACCAUCUCGCAUCCCAGCAUGUCAGCCAAACAUGGAUCGCAGAAAUCUCUAAUGUGCGCACAAUUCCUAUAAAAGCACCCCUUCUAAAAGAUUCACUCUCACGCAAACUACCCAACAUGUGCAAACGCCAAAAAUACACCAAUCGUCAAUUGAAGACAUACGAGCGUGCGGAUGGUAGCCAAUACUACGUAGAUUGUGGGAUUCGUAAAACGGUACGCAGCAACCAACGGGUCGUGACCAAAGUCGCCAAGACCAUCGGUUGUUGUCGCGGGAGUGACGGCCGUACUGGGAAAUUGGUCGUUCGAGCUGGGCAGGAUAAAUGCCACAUCAUCUCCCGCAAAAAUGGCGGAAGUGACCAUCCCAACAACCUAUACGCUUGCUCAUCCUCCGUUAACCGCUCUCGCCAGCACCGUUUCGACCAUCUCAACUGCCGUGACGUUGGCAAGGAGCGUUGCGUUAAGGCGAUUGUGGCUAGUCGUGUUACAGGGUGCAAGACAACGUAUGCGCAAUUAAUGAGGGAGAGUCGUCGUUCAUAGGGUAACGUAGUGUAGUCCGACGCUCUUUGAUUCUUUGCCUGAAAUAAACUUGAUGUUCGUUUGUACUGGUAUCCAUGCAUGACUUUACCAUAAACAUUGCAC
Molecule: messenger RNA, 1524 nt
Organism: Spizellomyces punctatus DAOM BR117
Lineage: Eukaryota; Fungi; Chytridiomycota; Chytridiomycetes; Spizellomycetales; Spizellomycetaceae
Exons: 2
Coding region: 1003-1422 (139 amino acids)
Source: RefSeq, a predicted model, not a curated record